UCAAAGCAGAGGAAUUCGGAAAAGCUUUGAAUACGGCUGUUAGCGAUGUGAGAAUGGAGGAUAGUGCGGCCAUUCCCGGAACCAAGAGGACUACCUCGGACCAGAGCACCCUGCCAACGCCGAUCAGUGCGGACUAACAGGGAGCCCCUCACCGCCCUUCCUCUUGAAUUUUUUUCCAUGUUUAGUGUUUUUAGCUGGAAUUGUCGUGGGGCCAAAAGCCCCAAGUUUCUUGCUGCUUUCAAAGAUUAUAUGCUUGCUUCCAAACCCAAUAUCGUAUUCAUCGUCGAGCCAAAAAUCAGUGGGAAAGAGGCUGAUGCGGUGAUUGCUAAAAUGGGUUUCGAUUGCUUUGAGAAAAUUGAUGCCGUCGGCUUCUCCGGGGGAAUUUGGGUCCUCUGGAAGGCUGCGGAAUUGUUGGUUACUGAUGUAGACAGAGAUCCUCAGUUCAUUCACUUUCGUUGUUUAAACUUGCAGGAUAACCACACUGUGGAAAUGACGGCGAUUUACGCGAAGCCGAACGACCACGACCGCCUCCCGCUUUGGGACUCCCUUCGACGUAUUGAGCAGAACAUGAGGAACCCAUGGCUUCUUGUUGGGGACUUUAACUCCAUCUGCAAUCCUUCUGAACGGCAGGGGGGAGCGGGGUUCAAUGCUCAGAGAACUUCUCAUUUCAAUGCUUGCAUCAAUGACUGCAGCUUGAUCGAUGUGGGGUAUACAGGUCCGCGAUUUACCUGGACUAAUGGCAGACUUUUGCAACGCCUCGAUCGCGCCCUUUGCAACAGGGAUUGGAUUGACCACUUCCCAGAUACUUUGAAUACGCACCUGCCCCGGAUUCGUUCAGAUCACCGUCCUAUUCUCAUCAGGAGUUCAAUUGUUAAUCGGACUCCCAACAAGGAAAGACCCUUCCGGUUUCUGGCGGCCUGGCUAUCCCAUGAAACGUUCCAAAGUACCAUUGAAGCAGCCUGGAAACACGGUGGGGAUUUUAAUCUUUCCCUCCUUGAUCUUCAAGUAGCCCUCCAAACCUGGAAUAAAGAUGUCUUCGGGAACAUUUUCAAGAGGAAGAGAUCCCUUUCAAAGAUGCUGGUUAAAUGGGAGCUUAUCAACGAUCACAAACCCAAUCCAAGGACUAUUCAAGAGGAAACCCGGGUAAGGGAAGAGCUAGAGCAAACCCUCUGGCAAGAGGAGCUUCUUUGGAUGCAGAAAUCUAGAGAUAACUGGAUCAACAACGGUGACAGCAACACGCCCUUCUUUCACACUUCCACUUUAGCCCGGAGGAGAAGGAACAAGAUCCUCAGAUUGCAAAAUGAUGAUGGAGUAUGGGUUGAAGAUCAGGAUAUGUUGCAGAAUAUGGCCCGGGACUUUUAUAUCGAGCUAUUCACUGCAGAUACUGCUACAGUCCAGAAUCUUGGCGCGGGAUUUAAGACAGUGGAUGCUUCCCGAAUGAGCAGGCUGGCUUCUACUCCGUCUGUGGAAGAAAUCCGCGGUAUCAUCAAGAACAUGGGGAGCCUGAAAUCCCCUGGUAAAGACGGGUUCCACGCUAUAUUCUACAAACGCUGCUGGAAUACCAUUCAGGUUGAGCUCCGGGAACUCAUUGACAGCUGCUUCCAUAAUCCAGAGAAGAUUAGAUACUGUAAUGCGACAUUGCUCACCCUACUGCCUAAGGUGGACAGCCCGAGUAAUAUUACUCAAUUUAGACCGAUUGGUUUAUGCAAUGUCAGCUAUAAGAUCGUAGCGAAGUGUCUGGCUGAUCGUCUCAAGCUGUUGAUGGCGGAUCUUGUUGAUGAGAACCAAACCAGUUUUGUGCCUAAGCGACACAUAACCAGCAAUAUAAUCAUCCUUCAGGAGAUCAUUCAUUCCAUGAAUCAGAAGAAGGGGGAGAAGGGACUGAUGGUGCUGAAAGUCGAUCUGGCUAAGGCAUAUGACAGGAUUAACUGGAGCUUCCUCAAAUCUACUCUGGAGGCCGCUGGGUUUCCUCAGGAUUUCAUCUCUCUAGUGAUGGCCUGUGUUACGACAGCUAGUUUCCAGGUGCUUUGGAAUGGGAACUGCACGGAGGAGUUCAAACCCACGCGCGGACUUAGACAGGGAUGUCCUCUUUCUCCUUACCUUUUUACUUUAUGUAUGGAGCGCUUAAAUCAUAAUAUUAAAAAGUGUGUGGAGGUUGGGGACUGGAAACAGAUCUGCCUGUCUAAGAAUGGACCACAGCUAACCCAUCUGUUUUUUGCAGACGAUCUGGUGCUGCUAGCAGAGGCAGAUGUUAGACAAGCCAGGACUGUGAUGGGCUGCCUUGACCAAUUUUGCUCAGCUUCUGGAGAGAAAGCCAGCAAAGAGAAGUCAAGAGUGUAUUUCUCGAGGAAUACUAAGGAUAGUACCAAGAACAGGUUAAGCAGCAUAAUGGGAAUCCCUCGCACUACUAAUCUCGGCAAAUACUUGGGAGUACCUGUUAUCCACGGUCGCAUCACGAAGGAAACCUACAAGUAUAUCCUGGAGAAUAUUGACAGAAGGCUCGCGAACUGGAAAACGAAGAGUCUCUCGCUUGCUGGACGGGUCACCUUGGCUACCUCCGUCCUGAAUGCUCUUCCUAACUACGUCAUGCAGACCGCGGUCUUACCCUGUCAUGUUUGUGAUAUAAUUGACAAGAAGAUUAGGGGAUUUGUCUGGGGCAGGGAAAGUGGCAAGGCAAAAACCCAUCUCGUCACCUGGGAGUCAAUCUGCAAGCCUAAGGAGGAGGGUGGUCUCGGGCUUCGAUCGGCCAGAGCUCUGAACCUUGCCUACCUGAUGAAGCUUGGCUGGCAGUUUCUUAACAAUGAAGAAGACCUUUGGGUUAGGGUGCUCCAUGGCAAAUAUGUGGAACACAACGGUGAUGGCAGUGUCUCUUUCAGGCAGAAUAGUACCUCCAGACUCUGGAAAGGAAUGAGGGAGGCCCUGCCCCUUGUGAAACAACAUACCAUCUGGGAUAUUAGAAACGGCAGGAGCGUCAGAUUCUGGGAUGAUCAGUGGUUGGCAGCAGGACUGGCUUUGAAAGACUAUAUCACAAACAAUGGGCAUGACAUUCAAAGGGACCUCUCAGUAGCUGAGAUGGUGGAUUCAUCAGGUGAGUGGAAAUGGCAAACUAUUAGUAACCAUCUUCCUGACCCAAUGCUCUGUCUACUUGCAGGUACAGAUGCGCCGGUCCAUGAAGCAGGGGAGGAUACCACUAUAUGGAGUCUGGAAAAUGACGGACAGUUCCGGCUUGGCAGCGCGUACAGAGCGGCGGUGGACUGGCUGCAAGAAGAUACAGAGAAGGAAGUUGAUGUGAACAACCAACCAAAGUGGAUGAAUGUUUGGAAAUGGCCCGGACCAAACCGCAUACGGCACUUCCUGUGGCUGUCCCUUCAUGAUCGCCUCUUGACAAACUGUGAGAGGAAGCGGAGGAAGCUGUGCGAUAGUGAUGUGUGCGAGAUCUGCAAAUCAGAACCAGAAACGGCGGAGCACGUUAUUCGAACAUGCCCUAUGGCUAGACAGGUAUGGGAUUCACUUGGUAUUAUUGAGACCUCCCUCACACAUGGUUUAAACUUUGCAGGCUGGUUGGCGACAAAUCUGAAACGCGAGGAGACAAAGUUGCUGUUCGGGGUGGCGGCUUGGUACCUGUGGAGAAGAAGAAACGAGCUAGUCUUUGAACACAAAUUCCAGGAGGCUGGCGUCCUUGCACACCGGAUUAAAGCCUGGACGUCAACAAUAAAGAGAGCUCAGGACAACAAUCAGGAACUUUCCACCGAGACGACGACUACUAAAAGCAGACAGGAGCUUUCUUGGCAGCCACCCCCCACCGGAUGGAUAGUAGUUAAUUCGGAUGGCUCCGUUCAGCAACAUAACUCGGCGGCAGCAGCAGGGGGGUUGCUUCGCGACCACCUCGGCCGGUGUGUUGGUGCCUUCGUCGCGAAUCUCGGCAGUUGCUCCAUAACCAGGGCUGAGAUCGUUGGAGCCCUCACAGGACUGCAGAUCGCUUGGGAUCAAGGCUACAGAAAAGUCCUUCUCAGGCUUGACUCUACUGCAGCUAUGGACUUCUUAACUUCAAAGGAUCAUGAUAGCAGGCGCUACCACAACCUCACCAGGAGAUUUCAGGAGUUGUUGAAAAGAAAUUGGGAGGUUCAUAUCUCUCAUUCUUACCGCGAGUGCAACAAAGCGGCUGAUUAUUUGGCCAAUAAGGCCCAUGGCUUCAGGCUAGGCACUCAUUGUUUUGAUAUUUCGGAUUCGGGUCUUAAUUUUUGGAUCCUGUAUGACACUUUGGGUAUCACCCAAGAUCGUUUAAUUUAAGUACCAGGCAGGGGCGCCCUUUUAGCGUCCCAUUUUCUACCAAAAAAAAAAAAAUAUUCUAACAAUUCCAUCCAGAUUCAUUGAGUAUUGAUAGUCAAUCAUAUUUAACAUGUACUUUAUUGAUAACCCAUACAUCACAUUCGUAUGAAAUCUGUAUUUAACUUCUCUACUUAGUUCAAUCGAGUUAGAAAGAAGGGAUAGUAGAAAGCAGGAUGGAAUGUGAAAUGCUGUUGAAAUGUGCUUGCUAUGUGUUGCUCAAUACUCAGGCCUAACUCUUAAGUAUAGUAGGAAUUUUUAGUUGAAGGACUAAUAAGGAACAAAUGACAAU
Linum trigynum is the source of this 4618-nucleotide messenger RNA. The record is from the annotation of a GenBank genome assembly. Lineage: Eukaryota; Viridiplantae; Streptophyta; Magnoliopsida; Malpighiales; Linaceae.